Molecule: messenger RNA, 3757 nt
Organism: Gracilinanus agilis (Agile Gracile Mouse Opossum)
Lineage: Eukaryota; Metazoa; Chordata; Mammalia; Didelphimorphia; Didelphidae
Gene: FAM114A1
Product: family with sequence similarity 114 member A1
Exons: 15
Coding region: 50-1738 (562 amino acids)
Source: RefSeq, a predicted model, not a curated record
GGCCAGGGGGCGCUCCGGGGACCAGCUCAGCCGGCUCGAGCGAAAUAAAAUGUCUGAAGACACAAGUAACACUAUAGUACCUGAAGAAAAAGCUGAAAUAACCAAUAUGCCUGAUACGGAUUCUUUACUUGGCGAUGCUGCAGUGCACCAUGAAACACCCCAAAUUUUGAAUGAAUCGCCACCAAUCAGACUGAAAGAAGAGGAAGACAAAAGCAUAAAAGUAGAGGAUGAAGCGAUGGCUGACAUCCAGCAUCCUAACAAUCCUAUAACAGAAGACGCAGUUGCAAAGGAGCCUCCUUCUAAUGGAGGAGUAACAGAAGACGUGCUUGUUGAGUGCAUUGAUUCUGUGAGCCUUGACCCAGACCCUGCAUCUGAAGUGUUAUUGAGUGAGCAAAGUAACCAGGAUGGAGAUUCUUCUUCUCAAAGUAGAAUGUGGACUGGAUGGGGAUCCUGGGGAAAAUCCCUGUUGUCAUCUGCAUCUGCUACAGUUGGCCAAGGAUUAACAGCAGUUAAAGAAAAAGCAGGGGCCACCCUCAGGAUUCAUAAUGCAAAUUCUAGAUCUUCUGAAGGUGAACAGGUGGAUACAGAUGACAAAACAUUCCAAGUACCAGAAGCUGGCACAGAUCAGAGCACUGGAGAAGAUCCACCCUCUUCCCCAUCAGGAUCCCGAGGGAUGCUGUCAACUAUCACCACUGUUGUUCAUAACACAGGUAAAAGUGUCUUAAGUGGUGGCCUGGAUGCUUUGGAAUUUAUCGGCAAGAAAACCAUGAAUGUCCUUGCAGAAAAUGAUCCUGGGUUUAAGAGGACCAAAAUAUUGAUGGAGCGAACAGUUUCUUUGUCUCAGAUGUUAAGGGAAGCAAAAGAAAAAGAGAAGCAGAGAUUGGCUCAGCAGCUCACAGCGGAAAGAACGGCACACUAUGGGAUGCUUUUUGAUGAGUAUCAAGGCUUGUCACACCUGGAAGCCCUAGAAAUUCUCUCCAAUGAAAGUGAAAUCAAGGUUCAGUCAUUUUUAGCAUCCUUUGAUGGAGAGAAACUGGAAAUCUUAAAAAAGGACCUAAUUUCCAUUAAAGACAUCUUUAUACCAAAGGAAUCAGAGAGUGAAGAGAAUCAAGAAGAGAAGGGAUUGGAUGAAAAGGGAGAAUUUGUUAGCAUGCUAACGGAACUUCUCUUUGAGUUACAUGUUGCAGCGACUCCUGACAAACUCAAUAAGGCUAGAAAAAAGGCUCAUGACUGGGUGGAAGAAGCUCAAACUGUGACAUCAGCUGAUGUGAUAGAACAGCCAGUAGAGAAAGCUCCGGAUGAUGAAGAAGAGAAUCCUGAAGUCCCUGAAGAUGAAAAUAAGGAAGAAAAGAAAACCAAGACACUAGAGGAAGUGUACAUGUUAUCGAUCGAAAGUCUUGCUGAAGUAACUGCACGCUGUAUUGAACAACUGCAUAAAGUAGCAGAGCUAAUUCUUCAUGGCCAAGAAGUGGAAAAACCAGCCCAGGAUCAAGCAAAAGUUCUCAUAAAAUUAACCAGUGCAAUGUGUAAUGAAGUGACUUCCUUGUCUAAGAAGUUUUCUGAUUUUUUAACCACCACUGGGAGCAACCAGAAGGCCGAAGUCCUUAACCCAAUGAUCAAUAGUGUUUUGUUAGAGGGCGCCAAUAGUACUACAUAUAUCCAGGAUGCUUUCCAGCUGUUGCUUCCUGUUCUGCAGAUUUCACAUAUCCAAACCAAUUGUUUGAAAGAAGAGCAGUGACAGCUGCCAGAAUCCAUCACCGUGUAAAAGGAAGCCACAGCCACAUCCUUUUAGAGUUUGUGGUUAAAGAGAUGCCUUAAAAGAAAACUGGCCCCAGAAGGCCCAUUGGAGGACACUACAGCAGUUUUGCACAGACAGUAUUGAAAAUAAUGUUUAAAGACAUUUCUCUUAAUGUAUAUGGUUGUUAGAGCAGCUUUUUUUUCUUUGCAAAAAAAUAAUAUUUUCUUCACAUUAAUUUAAACCGAAAUAGUAAACAUAUUCAAAAUAGUGUUAGUUGAAUAUAUUUCCAUUCACAAAAAAUAAUUCCUGUCCUUUAAUUGGUAAAUCAUGCUGUGUCAAGAGAUUCCAGGAUCCUGAGUUCUUCAAAUCCUGAAUUCAGAUGGUUUCAAAUUUCCUACUCUUCAAGCAUUAAUUUUUAAUAUUUUAAUUUAAACAAUAUACUAAAUGUGAUAUAGAAAAUCCCUAUCAUAUAUUUGACUAGGGGCAAGGAAAACACUAUCUUACAAAUUUUUCAUCUUAUCUACUAAGACAGUAUGGUAUAGUAGAAAGCACCCAUUGUACAGAAAUAUCAAGGACCUGAAUUCCGGCUCUGCCAACAAUGUAAACUUGGGUGAGUCACUUCAUUUCAAUGGGUCUCAGGUUUCUCAUUUGUACAAUAAGGUGGUUAGACUAGAUUUGAGGUUAUUAACCUCUUUUGUGUCAUGGACUCUGCUAGCAGUGUGGUGAAGCUUUUCUCAGAAUGUUUAUAAAUGCACAAAAUAAAAUAUGUUAGAAACAAAUUAUAUCAAAAAGCGGUUAUUAAUUUUUUUAAUUCACAGACCCCACACUAAGAAUCCCUAGACCUGAAGAACUCCAAGUUUUCAUCUAGCUCUAUAAUUCUAUAUGACAGUAUACACUCCACCAAUUAUGUAUUCCAGAGAUGUAAUCAAAUCUGUAAUAAGGCGAAGAGCUUUCAAUUUGAGUUUUACUAUAAUUUACUGAACCUGAAAAAUAUCAGCAGUGUUCCUGCAAAACAUUUAAAGAGGAAGAAAAUAGAGAAUGUCUUUAAUACUUUGUUUCUUGUUUACUUUAUAUAUAUAUAUAUGUAUAUAUAUAUUUCUAAUUGACAUGCAAUACAUCAGUCUGGUGCUAUUAAAUGAUUUUUUUUAAUGUAAGGAGAGAUGUUUGGCAUUCUGAAUUGAUUUGGUAAGUGCAUGACAAAAUAGCUUUACCAGACUGUAAGCUCCUUGAGGGUAGGGACUGUGUCUUAUUCAGCUUUUUCUCCCCAGAGCUUAACACAAUACCUCAAAAAAAAAAAAACCAAAAACCAGGUGCAUAAUAAACAUGAAUUGAAUCAACAUUGGUAACAAGGUCUUUAAAAUUCAAGUAUUUAUUUAUGGAUUCAUUUAUAUGUGGAGAGGAUGCUACAUGACUUGAAUAAUAAGUAAGAUCCUUAGGAAGCCUAUUGGAAGACCUUCAUAAGUCAUCACUGCAAAUGGCUGCUCAUACCUAUGAACCUAUAGUCAAUAGUGACUAUUUACUCUCUUCCCUCUUGGGCUCUACUGAAAAUCGAGGAAGGAUAAUUUGUACAGUGAAUCCCUUCAGUAACAUGAAAGUUGGUUUACAAAUGUUCUCAGAGCUACAUAUACCUUUGUCCACACAGAUAACUUUAUUUAUCUCUCUGGUAGGGUAUGCCCAUUCCCCACCCUCACAAACCCCCAUUGUUUACUCUCCUAUUCUGCAGAAUUUUAUUUAUCUAGAGUAUGAUAGCCUGAAGAAGCUUUGCUACAGGGUCUGAAAAACAUGCUUUUCUUUGGGAAGGUUCAAUUAUAACAACCUGCAUUUUAUAGUGUUUUGAAGAUCUGCAAAGUAGUUUUGCAAAUAUUAUCUCAUUUUAGCAUCACAAAACCCCUUGAAAGAAGAUUAUUAUUCUAUAGAUGGGAAAACAGAAUGGGAACUCAUUCCUGCAGAAUAGUCUGAGGGUUAUGAAAUCUUUGUAUUUUUGACUUUUUUGUAAAGUUAAAUAAAACCUUUGGUGUG